AUGUGCAGUCGUGGUUGGUACUUGUGUAAAGACUGUCACCCAUUUGCCCCCCUGGAAGCGCCAGUGGUUGGGGUCCGCCAGCACCACUUCUACGAACACGUUGUAGUGGGCGGUGGGAUUGAGUCCGUUUAUGUUGAAACUCAAGAAAGGAAACAUGCGUCUGUGCAAGGGAACAGAACCAGGAGAUUUAAAUCGGAACGCCUGGGCACAGGCCCACGCUCAAGGACGACAUUUAGAAGUCUACAGACGAACAGAAUACCGGUCGGGCCUAACCCACUACCCGGACCAGCCCUCGUUGCCGGCGCUCUGGUCCUCGCGCUCGUCGCCCGGAUGCGCCCCGCGGAGACCCUGGCGCCUAAAACUGCGGGAGCCCAUGCCCUAUGCUCAGAGAGGGUAGCCACCCUUGGAGCCUUCCCGCAUCCGCGGCUCCUCGCCCGCCUUCAGGGACCGGCGUACCGCCGGCCGGGCGUACCUAGGAAAUCCAGCUUUGUGGACAAGCCCCAGUUUCCACUUCCGCCUCCUCCUCGUCAGUCCAGGACCACACAGGUCCUCUCUGCCCCCGCGCUUCGGGGCCCCUCCGCGCUGCGCUCACCUGCCCUGUUUCGUAAUGAUCAUCUCGGUUUGGUGGCGGUGGAACUUGAGCCACAGAGGCCGGUUGCACAGGAAAACAUUCCAACAUUAACCGGUCACCAGCGCUUCGCCUGGACUCUGGGCAAACGUCAAUGGGUUUUUUGUGGAAAACAGAAAAGUGAAUGCCAGAAUUGCAGGACAGCUGUUGAUGGGAACAACCACCAUGUAGCCACUGAGAAAUAUUAUCGUGAAAUCACUUGCACAUCACUAACAGGAUCAGCAGAAUCAAUGGAAAUUAAUGUUUCAACAGAAGGCACCUCUAUGAUGCAGGUGUGGCAGGAUGUCUACACAACAGGUGGGCAGAAUCAAAUCCUGUUGACCAGAGCUUCAGGUGACAUGGGCAGCUGGAAUCUCCCAUCCAGGCCCGAGCUGCGCGGGCCGCUGGUCCCACCUGGGCCUGGGCUGGGAUUUGGGGGACGUCGGGGCCCUUCUCGUCUCCCCGGCAGACGCUCGAAGCCUCUGAAUCGCGCCCGGGUCGGGAAGAGGGACUGCCCGGUGGGUCAGGCCCUCCGCUGCGAGCGGGGCUUCUGCGGCCGCCCGAACCCCGCGACGCGCAGCGCGGGGACGCGCGGCGCCCGCGGAGCAGCCAACUCCGCCUCCAGGGAGUCUCCAAGGGCUCCGCGCUCCCGGCGAACGCCAGCAUCACCGUGCACCGUCGCCCCCACCCACGGACCGGCAGGCGUCCUGAGCAAAAAAUGCCGAUUCCAGGCAGGGGUUGGAACCCAGACGUCUGCUCCCGGGACAGGAGGGGCCUCCCCGAGCGUGGGUUCCCGGUUUUUGCCCCGCGGCCGGCUUCGAACUCCAAAGGCACUCCGGGUUGCCCUCGGGCAGUGGAGCGCCUCAGUUCCCCUUGGUCCCUUUGUCUGGAAUAAAAAGAUAUUGGGGGUGGGUCCCACAUAAUUCCCCCGUCCUCCCUCUUUGCCUUUUCACGCCACGAACCUUUCUCCCUGUGUGUUAGGUCAGCCUCGAAGGCAGAGGCUAACUAAGUUGGACUUCUUUGACUCCACCAAACAGAGAUAAAUGUGUAUGUGUAUCAUAU
Molecule: messenger RNA, 1669 nt
Organism: Balaenoptera musculus (blue whale)
Lineage: Eukaryota; Metazoa; Chordata; Mammalia; Artiodactyla; Balaenopteridae
Exons: 7
Coding region: 1-1530 (509 amino acids)
Source: RefSeq, a predicted model, not a curated record